This is a messenger RNA of Elaeis guineensis (African oil palm), 3235 nucleotides long. RefSeq names its product putative disease resistance protein RGA3. Gene Ontology annotation, molecular function: ADP binding. NCBI's taxonomy places the organism in Eukaryota, Viridiplantae, Streptophyta, Magnoliopsida, Arecales, Arecaceae. The record is from RefSeq and is a predicted model, not a curated record.
UUGCUAUUGUUGGCAUGGGUGGAAUAGGUAAAACUACUCUUGCUCAGAAGAUUUAUAAUGAUGAGAAGCUUCGGGACAAUUUCAACCAAAUGCCUCUAAUUUGGUUGUGCGUGUCCCAAGAUUUCUCCGAGUCCGAUUUACUGAGAUCUAUCAUAAAGCAAGCUGGAGGUGAUCCUGAAGAGGCCAAGGAGAAGGAAGUGCUUGAACCCAUGCUUAGCCAAGUCAUCACAAACAAAAAGUUCUUCUUAAUCUUAGAUGAUGUUUGGGAUGCACGAGUAUGGGAUGAGUUACUGAGAAAGCCCUUGCAGAGUGGUUUGGCGGAUAGUAAAAUUUUGAUAACAACUAGAAAUAUAAAUGUUGCUAAACAAAUGGGUGCAAUACACAGUCAUAUGGUGGAAAAGUUGUCUCGAGAAGAUGGUUGGUCACUAAUCUGCAAGAUGGUGUUCGAGGAAGGGGAUGAACAAGAUAUGCAUGUGUUAAGUGAUGUGGGGAUGAGAAUUGUAGAGAAAUGUGAUGGCCUUCCACUUGCUCUCAGGACUGUUGGAGGGGUUCUUCAAACCAAGGAGAAAAGGCAAUCAGAAUGGGUAAAGGUCCUUUCCAGCCCAGCAUGGUCUUUUACGAAGCUUCCAAAUGGCGAGAUGGGCCCGUUGUACUUGAGCUAUCUGGAUUUACCACCUCCUCUCAAGCAGUGCUUCACUUGGCUUUCAUUAUUACCUCAGGACUACCUAAUUUCUGAUAAUAAUUUUGUUCCUAGUUGUAUUGCAGAGGGCUUUGUAACAUCCGAAGAUGGUACUCCUUUGGAAGAUGUGGCAAGAGAGUAUUGGAAGGAGUUGGUGCAAAGGAACCUUCUACAGCCAGAUCCUACUUGGUAUGAUGAAGGAGGUUGCAAGAUGCAUGACCUCCUGAGAUCUCUAUCUCAGCACAUAGCACGGGACGAGUGCUUCGUCGGAGAUGCGCGGGCAUUUGAAAACAAGAUUAUGUCCUCUUCAUCAUCAUCAUUGAUAAAAUUACGCCGUUUAUCAAUUGUAGAUGGAAAAUUAGAAACCAUAUCAGACUUGAUUAUGAAACAAACAUCCUUGAGGACCCUGUCAUUCUUCCAUACCCCACUUAUUCAUGAUCUUCCAGAAGAUCUCUUCAGAAAGCUGAGGAGUUUGAGGGUUCUCAACUUGCGUAAAGCAGCCAUUAACAAUCUCCCCACUUCCUUGGGACAUCUCGUGCACCUUAGACGUCUUGAUCUCGGUAAGACUCCAAUAAGAGAGAUACCAGAUAGUAUAAGGAAUCUUAGAAAUCUUCAAUUCCUGAUACUCAUCGAUUGCAAAUAUUUGCACAGCCUCCCUAGCGGUUUCCUCGGGUUAAUCGGUCUAAGGGUUCUGGAUAUCUCGAAUACACCACUUGAUGGCAUGCCAAGGGGAACAGGGACACUGCAACAGCUAUAUACAAUCUGGGGAUUUGUGGUAAAUGAUAGCAAGGGCCGUACAUCUGGAGUAGGAGGAGAUGACAGGGAGCAAGAGCAUAAGGCACAUCAUCAACAGGGGAGGUUCUGCUCCUUGGAAGAGUUGAAAUCACUCUCCCAACUCCGAUAUCUUAGCAUAUACAAGUUGGAGAGGGUAUCAAAUAGAGCUGAAGCAAGAGCUGCUGCGCUUGAAGCCAAGCCCCAUCUUUUCAAACUAGAGAUGCAUUGCACACCUCCGAGAAGCUCUCCCGAUGUGCGGCAGCCUCGUGCAAAUGAUUUUGAGGAGGAAGAAAUCAAGAGAAUAGGGGAGGUCUUUGAGGAGCUCUGCCCGCCGCCAUGCCUCGAAAUUCUUGAAAUCUAUGGCUACUUCGGCCUCCAGUUUCCCAGCUGGAUGAUGACACCCUCCUUGUCAUUGCUCUGCAACCUACGAAGGCUAGUUUUAAAUAAUUGUGCUCUAUGCCAGCAACUUCCACCCUUAGGAAUGCUGCCACAGCUGGAUUACCUCCAUAUUAAGGGUGCUUCUGCAGUCAUGAGCAUCGGGCAUGAAUUCUUGUUGCUAGCGAGUGGAAGAAAAAUGGACUCUUCCUUCUCCACCUACUUCCCCAAACUGGAGAAACUUCAUUUCAAAGACAUGCCUAAUUGGGAAGAAUGGUGGUGGCGGUUGGAGGAGGAGGACGAUCAGACAACAUCGUUGCUGCCUUCUCUUAAGGAAUUGAGCAUUGAUGGAUGUCCGAAAUUGAGGUCUCUUCCGGAGAGCCUCCUCUGUCGUGCCACCGCCCUGAAGAAAUUAAUAAUUAGAGAUGCCCACAGCUUGAGAGAAAUACAAAGCCUCCGCUUUCUUACAGAAUUGAUCUUGGUGGACAACUCAAGUUUGGAGAGAGUGUCGAUCUUUCCUGCACUAAACCACCUGUGCAUUCGUAAUUGUAAGGAGUUGAUGUAUGUGGAGGGUGUGGAUGCCGUGAAGCACAUACAGCUUGAUGAUCGAGAAGCAGAGUCUCUCCCAGAGUGGUUAGUAGGCGCUGGUAAAGAACAGCCGUGCUUCCCUUCGCUCCACAAGUUGACUCUCAAAAACAGAAUCUGUUACCGAGGGCUACCUGAUUGGCCUCUGAUCUGAUGACACAUCACCAUCUCAUAUUGAAGCAAUGUGUUCCCCCUCUCUUUCCCUUUUUUUUACUCUCGUUCUGCAGUUAGGAAUGGAUCAUAAUCUAGGCUCCAUAUUUCACAUCUGCUGCUUUAGCAAACAAGAGAUGCGAGAUUACUUGCCAACUUCAUGAUACUCUGCAUCAUUCUCGUCCUUUCAGGUAUCUCUCAUCCAUCUUUCAACAAGAACAAGCAACAGCGGUGAUUGUGAGCUGCAACAAGCAAUUUGAAAGGUAUAACCGGCCAUCAGACCCACAGUUACAGAAAUCUCAAGAGAAAGGAUUGAUGACUGCAAGAUGAUAUGAUGGUGCUCCGAACGUCAUUAUUUCACCUGCUUGGCCAGAAGAAGUUAGCAACGCGGGCCAAAUCUUAUGAGAUCAGUGUAUCAUAUUUGGAAGUAUGGACAUAGGAAAGAUGUCACCGAAAACAUGGAGCCUGUGGGCAAGUAAAUUAUCGAGUUCUGCUUUUCCUUGUUUUGAGGACCAUAGUUUUUGCAGUUUGACUGAGGAAAUCAUGUUCGACGUAUAUACCAUAUUUGGAUGGACAAGGACUGGAAAGAAAUUACAUUUUUUGUAGAGUCUAUUUGCAUGAAUACAUGAGCAGAUGGAUUUGUGAAUACAUAAACCAAAUUUUGUACUUUGA